Messenger RNA from Aspergillus glaucus CBS 516.65, 450 nucleotides. RefSeq lists its product as uncharacterized. The record is from RefSeq and is a predicted model, not a curated record. Bases 49 to 390 code for a protein of 113 amino acids. NCBI's taxonomy places the organism in Eukaryota, Fungi, Ascomycota, Eurotiomycetes, Eurotiales, Aspergillaceae. The transcript is spliced from 2 exons.
GCUGUCCAGAAAUGGGACCUCCAGGAGAAUUCCAGUCCCGCACAAACCAUGAAGGACCAGGCGAACAAGGCCGUUCAAGACCUCGACCAGACGCUCAAGGACGCAAAGAAGAUCGACUCGCUCAGCUCGGAUGCCCAGAACAAGCUGGUGUCUGGCAUGAAGGAGUUUGCUUCCGUGGCUGGGGAUGUUGUUAAGCAUAUGGCUGAGAAGCAACCUGAAUCUGACAAAGGAGAUGGAUACCGGAGUCUCAUGGAGACUUCGAAUAAGGCGACCGCUUUAUUCUUCAAUGAGCUUCAGAAUAGCCUCGCGAACAAGAUUCCUCAGGAAACCGUGCAGGAAUUGUCGGGUCAAUUGCAAGGGUUGCAGGAUGGGUUGAACAAGGCUAUCUAGGUAUCUUCUUGAUUUCUGGUUUGAAUUUUCAUGUAUCACUAAUCGUACACGGUGGAGCUG